This is a messenger RNA of Larimichthys crocea (large yellow croaker), 3918 nucleotides long. RefSeq names its product ATG9 autophagy related 9 homolog A (S. cerevisiae) (gene atg9a). The transcript is spliced from 20 exons. Bases 262 to 2826 code for a protein of 854 amino acids. The record is from RefSeq and is a predicted model, not a curated record. Lineage: Eukaryota; Metazoa; Chordata; Actinopteri; Sciaenidae. Gene Ontology annotation, biological process: autophagy of mitochondrion; reticulophagy; protein localization to phagophore assembly site. Gene Ontology annotation, cellular component: autophagosome; phagophore assembly site.
GCUCAGCUGUGACGGACGCCACACACUGCUUAGCUGUUCCGAAAAUGAAACUGUCGUCGAGGGAGCCAAGAGAAAACGAAAACAAGACGGUUACGACGUAUCAAGAAAAAUCCCCCAGGAUUCACUCGUUUCAGGCUGACACAGAGGAGGCAGACGCUGGGAAUGUUGAGUCAACACCAGAGCUGGAGAGGACGCACCGUGCUGCAAUGGAGUCUGUAGCAGUGGGCUCAGCUACCUGGUGAGACUGAAGCUGAUGUCACUAUGGCGCACUUUGACACAGAGUACCAGCGCCUGGAGGCGUCUUACAGCGAUUCUCCCCCUGGAGAGGAGAACCUGCUGAUGCAUGUUCCUGAAGGAGCCAAAUCCCAAUGGCACCACAUAGAAAAUCUGGACUUGUUUUUCCAGAGGGUUUAUAAUCUGCACCAGAAGAAUGGAUUCACCUGUAUGCUGCUGGGAGAAAUCUUUGAGCUGGUUCAGUUGCUGUUUGUGGUUGGCUUCACAGUCUUCCUAGCCAACUGUGUGGACUAUGACAUACUCUUUGCCAACAAGUUUGUAAAUCAUACUGAUUCAUCUAAAGUCACCUUGCCUGAUGCCUUCCUCCCAGUGGAUGUCUGCAGUGCUCGUAUCCGAGACAAUGCAUUUGUGAUCUUCGUGCUGAUAAUCUCAGGGGUGUUUUGGUUACAUCGCCUGGUUAAAUUCAUUUACAACGUGUGCUGCUACUGGGAGAUCCGAUCCUUCUACAUCAACGCACUAAAGAUGACCAUGUCAGAACUUCCCUACGCAACAUGGCAGGAAGUUCAGGCCAGGAUAGUGGAGAUCCAGAAGGAGCACCAGAUCUGCAUUCAUAAAAAAGAGCUGACAGAGCUUGACAUUUACCACCGCAUCCUCCGCUUUAAAAACUACAUGGUUGCCAUGGUGAAUAAAUCACUCCUUCCUGUGCGAUUUCGACCUCCUAUACUCGGGGACUGUGUGUUCUACACCCGGGGUCUCAAGUACAACUUUGAGCUCAUCUUCUUUUGGGGGCCAGGCUCUCUGUUUGAGAAUGAGUGGAGCCUGAAACCAGAGUACAAGAGAGGAGGUAACAGGCUUGAACUGGCAGACAGGCUGGCAUCUCGUAUUCUUUGGAUUGGGAUUGCCAAUCUGCUGCUGUGUCCAGUCAUUCUGGUGUGGCAGAUUCUCUACGCCUUCUUUAGUUACACAGAGGUGAUCAAGCGAGAGCCCGGUUCUCUGGGAGCGAGAUGCUGGUCUCUGUACGGUCGCUGUUACCUGCGCCACUUCAAUGAGCUGGACCAUGAGCUCAUGUCACGCCUCAGCAAAGGAUACAAGGCUGCAUCCAAGUAUAUGAACUGUUUCCUCUCACCGCUCCUGACGGUGGUUGCUAAAAAUGUAGCAUUCUUUGCCGGGUCUCUUCUAGCUGUGCUCAUCGCUCUGACUAUCUAUGACGAAGAUGUUCUAGCAGUGGAACAUGUUCUGUCGUCAAUCACGCUGCUCGGAGUUUGUAUCACUGUCUGCAGAUCAUUUAUUCCUGAUAAGCACAUGGUGUUUUGUCCUGAGCAGCUGCUGCGGGUUAUUCUGGCUCAUAUCCAUUACAUGCCUGACCACUGGCAGGGCAAUGCACAUAGAUAUGAGACCCGUGACCAGUUCUCCCAGCUCUUCCAGUACAAAGCAGUGUUUAUUCUAGAGGAGCUGUUAAGUCCGGUGGUGACUCCCAUCAUCCUGAUAUUCUGUCUGAGGAGAAAGUCUUUGGAGAUCAUUGAUUUCUUCAGGAACUUCACUGUGGAGGUGGUCGGUGUUGGAGACACUUGCUCCUUUGCCCAGAUGGACAUCAGGCAGCAUGGACACCCUGCGUGGAUGUCAGAGGGGAAGACAGAGGCGUCUAUCUACCAGCAGGCAGAGGAUGGGAAAACUGAGUUAUCGCUGAUGCACUUUGCCAUCACCAACCCCCAGUGGCAGCCUCCUCGGGAGACCACACACUUCAUCAGCCAGCUGAAAGAACGAGUUCACAGAGAGGCCACAGGGGCUCCUUCAGACACACAUCCGCUCUCACUGUCUGAGUCUGAGCCAAGGAGCCUCAUUGCAAACCUCUUGGGAGGUCCCUCUACACUGGCAUCCGUUCAUUUCGGCAGGGACAGCUCUCUGGCUAAUCAUGCAGCAGCUGGCAUGAGUGACGGUGCAUCCGCCUUACGCUCCCUUUCACCAAUCAGCAGCAGUCUUCACCUGAGAGGCAGUUUGAGUGCAGCUCACAGGGCUUCCGGCCACACUUCAGUCAUGAGCAAAGCACUGGCAGGCUCUGGGACUGAUGCCCGAACUGUGAGCUCAGGCAGCAGUGCAUGGGAGGGUCAACUCACCAGUCUGGUCCUGUCGGAGUAUGCCUCCACUGAGAUGAGCAUUCAUGCUCUUUACAUGCACGAGCUCCACAAGCAGCAGUCCCGUGGCGAGCUAUCCCGUCACACAUGGCACAGGCAGGACAGCGACGAAAGCAGCGACAGUGUGCCCGAUGAAGUGAGGAGCGAACCCAACCCUCACUCCAGAAAUUUCCCUCGUUCACACACUUUCCCCACCACAGUUCCCAGCCCCAGUGCCAUUCCUACUUCGGCUUCAGCCACCAGCAAUAUCAUCUUGGGCCAGGAGAGGGCCUCAUCACAGAGCAGCACCCAGCUGCGCUAUAGUGGACCUACCACAGACUCUCUUGGUGCAGGGGGGAAAGUAGUGAGGUCGGCCCGUGUGCCCAUGGGAGGCUGGGCAGAGCAGGGUCGACACCAUGAGCCACUACCAGAGGAGAGCUCAGAGGAUGAAAUGCCUCCACAUAUCCACAAGGUUACAUAACCAAGCCAUGGGAUAAGUCUCAGCGUCCCACCCCCAUCUAUAGAUACCAGAACAAACAUCCUCAUCCUUGGACAAACCUUUGUCCGGGAUUUCUCAUCUGAUAUGACACAGUUGAAGAUGGAAAAGGCAAGAGUGGUGGACCAUGAUCCCUAAAAAACACUUAACUAGUGAGAUCAACUGGAGGGGUUACGACCUCCAUCAACCAUUCAAAGAUCCUUUAGGACUUUCUAAACAUGCCGAAGUAAACAGGGUAUAUAUCUGAAUUUGUGCAACAGAAGAGGACACACAGGAUCAAGUUAUUUCUAGUAGCCAUCAGAAUACACUACACUUUUUUUUAAUAGUGUUAAAAGAUGACAUAAUGAGUGCAUGUGCAAAUCAGCAAUGCUGGAGGCAUCCUUUAAAAAAUAAUAAUAAUAAUAAUUUGCCCAAGUUAUGAUAACAAUAACCCAAACUGUGCUGUCUGCUUCAAAUCAGAUGACACGAGGAAUUUGAAGAAUGUAUGGUGUCUCUGUAACAAUAAGGACAUUCACCAAAAUGUGUUCAGAAAGACGCUGGUAACACACUGACUUUCAUUGUGUGUAUCUGUUCUUGUACCAACAGCAGGAGGCCACGCGCCCUGCGCUCUGUAUUUCAGCUUGCAUUCUGCCUCUUAGCAAAACGUAUGACGGCCUCAGAUAGUAUCAGAUUCAUAACGUAUUGUCUUUCUUUUAUUCUUUCUUUGCAUUGCACAGUUCAUGUGAAUUGUCUACAAUGUUCCGCAAGUUCUCCCAGGUUCUGGCUCAGUUUGCACAGCUUGUUUAAAAGAUAAUUGUACAGCGUAGCCCGGUAUUCUGCACGCACACACUGUGUAAAUAAAUGUUAAUGUUAUUUCACAGCAGUCAUUCAGAAUAUUGAAUUAACCAAAUUUACACAGUUAUAAGACCGAACGUUUGAUGUCUGAUGUGUAACCACAGAUGAUCUAUGCGAGCACAUAAUCUGAUCUAACCCAGAUUUGUUAUUGUUUACCAGUCAUUAUUCUCUCAACAGAGUGCAACAAACAAACUGUUUUCAUUUAAGCAUGUAAUGUUGACUUCUGUGCCAUACAAAAAAAAA